Molecule: messenger RNA, 1111 nt
Organism: Corylus avellana
Lineage: Eukaryota; Viridiplantae; Streptophyta; Magnoliopsida; Fagales; Betulaceae
Product: alpha/beta-Hydrolases superfamily protein
Molecular function (GO): hydrolase activity
Source: RefSeq, a predicted model, not a curated record
UUUCCACCUCCUGCUGCUUUCACUCAAUACUCACUCUCCUUUCAUUCACGCAGAAAAAAGACAUGGCUGACCAAACAUCCUCCAUUGAUCCGUACAAAUUUCUCAAAAUCAGCCCCAACCCAGAUGGCUCACUCACCCGACUCGCCCCUUUCCCCACAGCGUCAACCAACACCGAGUCCAACUCAGCCCAAUUCGCCCUCUCUAAGGACGUCCCUCUCAAUCCCACCACCAAUACCUUCCUCCGCCUCUUCCUCCCCCACCCUCCCCCUCCAAACCAAAAGCUCCCUCUCAUCAUAUACUUCCACGGCGGAGGCUUCGUUCUCUUCAGCGCCACCUCGCAGCCAUUCCAUGAUUCGUGUAGCAGAAUGGCAGCUCAUAUCCCUGCUGUAAUCGCGUCCGUUGAAUACCGUCUCGCCCCUGAACACCGUCUUCCGGCGGCUUACGACGACGCCGUGGACGCCGUCAUGUGGGUGCGGAACCAGGCCAAGGAUACCAACUGUGAUGAUUGGUUGAGAGAGUACGUUGACUUCACGCGCUGCUUUUUAAUGGGUAGUAGUGCUGGGGGCAAUAUUGUGUACCAUGCAGGUUUACGUGUGCUUGAUGUUGAUCUGGAACCGGUUGAGAUCCAAGGGCUGAUACUUAAUCAGCCGUAUUUCAGUGGGGUUGAAAGGACGGGAUCCGAGAUGAGGUUUAUCAACGAUCGGAUUUUGCCGUUGGCUGCUAAUGACUUGAUGUGGGCGCUGGCCUUGCCAAAGGACGCUGAUCGUGAUCAUGAGUAUUGUAAUCCGAUGGUGGGUGGGUCCCAUGAUGAUGGGAAGAUCCGACGGCUGCCGAGAUGUUUGGUCAGGGGGCACGGUGGGGACCCAUUGCUGGAUAAGCAGAAGGAGCUUGUGAGGAUGCUGGAGGCACGUCAGGUGCACGUGGUGGCCCUGUUUCAUGACGAAGGCUUCCAUGGUGUGGAGCUCUUUGACCCCGCGAAGGCCCAAACUUGGCUCAUAGAUAUCAAGGGUUUUAUUACAAGUUGUGCACGUGAGAGUAAUGAUGUUGGAGCCAGAUCCACCAUGUGAGAAUGUAUCUUCAUAUAUAUAUAAUAAUAAAUGGAUUUGGUUUA